This is a messenger RNA of Spodoptera litura, 1608 nucleotides long. RefSeq lists its product as uncharacterized. Lineage: Eukaryota; Metazoa; Arthropoda; Insecta; Lepidoptera; Noctuidae. Gene Ontology annotation, molecular function: nucleic acid binding. Gene Ontology annotation, biological process: DNA integration. The record is from RefSeq and is a predicted model, not a curated record.
AUGACCUCUCCAUCAGCUGUGCAAAUUAAGAAUUUGUUAGAUACCACCUCUCAGUGCUUAAAUAAUCUGAAAAAUCAAGAAAUACCUGUCGAGUACUGGGAUCAGAUAAUAAUUUACACACUUGUACAAAAGUUAGAUGUUGAUACGCACACAGCGUGGGAAGAAGAUUCUUACAAGGAAAACUCAGACAAACUAUCAACUUGGGAAGAACUUAAAACAUUCCUGGAAACAAAAUAUCGGACACUGGAGAUGGUUAACCCUACAACUAAAAAGGAGCAGACAACUAUUAAGGCGAAGUCAUUCCAUUCCACAUCACCGGAAGAGAAGACGGAUAAAUCACCAACAAAGUCAUGCAGUAUGUGUAACGCGGAGCACCCCUUGUUUCAUUGCAAAGAAUUUAGUAAGUUACAACCUCAGGAACGCAAUGAGUUUAUUAAGAAAAACAGGUUAUGCUUCAAUUGUUUGACAUCAGGACAUUCUGUGAAAAAAUGCCGGAAUCGAAUGUCCUGCCGAAGAUGCAACCGCCGCCAUCAUACAUUGCUACAUCAACCCAACAGCGGUCAGUCAGACAAUAUGAAAAUGAAUCAAUGUCAAAUAGAGGUCGUACCAAAGAAGAAGGCUGACAGUGACAAUCCUGAGGUAGCACUAACUACGCACUUUGUGUCAGAGAGAUCGACAGUGUUGCUUGCAACUGCAUUAGUGCAAGUGACCGGUGAAGACGGACACAAUACGGAGCUGCGAGCGCUAGUAGAUCAGGGCUCUCAAGCAAACUUUAUAAGUGAGCGAGCUGCACAGUUAUUAAAGGCUAAGAGAACUCGAAUAAAGGGAACUAUUACUGGCGUCGGAGCAGCGCAAACAACUGUCAAUCACGUCAUAAGGGUCGAGCUUUGUUCGACGUGUCAGAGUAACUUCCAGCUUAGCAUCAAUGCUUAUGUGAUGCCGACACGACUGACAUCACAUUUGCCAUCAGAAAGGUUUAAUGGUUCAACGAACACCUGGCCGCACUUAAAAGGACUCACCCUGGCAGACCCGAGUUUUAAUUCACCAGGGCGAGUAGACAUGCUGCUAGGCGUAGAGGUUUGUGCUCAGAUUUUAAAAGCUGAAAUAAUCAAAGGUCCACCUGGUUCUCCAUGUGCCCAAAAUACAAGCUUAGGUUGGAUCUUAUUUGGAAGAAUACAAGCACAAACAUCAGAAAACUCAAUACUAGUGAUGCAUCAUAAGCUUGAUAUCGAUGAACUGUUGAAAUCUAUGUGGGAGGUUGAAACAGAUACACAAGGAAGACUUAGCAAAGAAGAAGAAGACUGCGAGAGAAUUUAUGAAGAUACAUACACGCGAAAUAGUGAAGGGCGUUACAUAGUCAAACUGCCAUUUAAAACGAAUAACCCACAAGCACCACAUGGCAAUACAAAGGAAGGGGCUCUGAGUAGAUUAUGUCACUUGGAAAGACGUCUCAUGAAAAGUGAGGACCUGAAAAGGGAAUAUACUAAAGCAAUUAAUGAAUACAAAGAGAUGAAACACAUGGAAGAAGUGCCGAGUGCUGAAAGUAAUAAGCCAGCUGUAUAUCUACCUCACCAUGCAGUGGUGAAAAAAGAAAGCGAGACUACAAAG